Molecule: messenger RNA, 2555 nt
Organism: Setaria italica (foxtail millet)
Lineage: Eukaryota; Viridiplantae; Streptophyta; Magnoliopsida; Poales; Poaceae
Product: pentatricopeptide repeat-containing protein At5g08305
Exons: 2
Coding region: 101-1600 (499 amino acids)
Biological process (GO): RNA modification
Molecular function (GO): protein binding; RNA binding
Source: RefSeq, a predicted model, not a curated record
UCUCAAGUACUUCAAUCAAUCAGUAGAAACGGGUCGUGUCCCCGUCAGCCCCCGUCUCCCCGAGGCCAGCCAAUUCCCGCCCUUGGUCCGUCCCCAGCUCAUGCCGCCUCCGCUUCCCUCCCCGCCACUGCCCCCGCAUCUCCUCCGCCACCUCAAUGGCCGCACGCUCACCACCGAGCUCCUCGACCCCCUCAUCCGGUCCACUUCCUCCUCGCCGUCCCCCUCCCUCUCCUUCUCCCUCUUCAUCCUCCUCCUCCGCUCCGCCCUCCGCCCGUCCCACCUCACCUUCCCUUUCCUCGCGCGCGCCGCCGCGCGCCUGUCCUCCGCCCCCCUUGCGGCCGCGAUCCACGCGCACCCGCUCCGGCUCGGGCUCCUCCCUGCCGACCUCCACGUCGCCAACUCCCUCGUCCACGCCUACGCCGCCUGCGCCCUGCCGGACCACGCCCGCAGGGUGUUCGACGAAAUCCCCCGGCCCAACCUCGUCUCCUGGAACGCGCUCCUUGACGGGUACGCCAAGUGCCGGGACCUCCCCGCCGUGCGCCAGGUGUUCGCUCGGAUGCCGAGGCGGGACGUGGUGUCCUGGAGCGCCAUGAUCGACGGGUGUGUCAAGUGUGGGGAGCACCGGGAAGCACUCGCGGUGUUCGAGAUGAUGGAGAACGCUGCUGCAGCAGUGGAGGAUGAGGAGGGUGGGGGCGGGGUGAGGGCAAACCACGUCACGAUGGUGAGCGUGCUAGGCGCAUGCGCGCACCUGGGGGACCUCGAGCGUGGGAGGCGGGUGCACAGGUACCUCAGUGAGCGUGGUUUCCAGCUCAACCUCAGGCUCGCCACCUCACUGGUCGACAUGUACGCUAAGUGUGGGGCGAUCCGUGAGGCUCUUGGGGUGUUUCGGGCUGUGCCAGUGGAGAGCACUGAUGUUCUGAUAUGGAACGCCAUGAUCGGCGGCCUUGCAGUGCAUGGCAUGGGCACCGAAUCAGUGGACAUGUUCCGGGAGAUGCCGCGUGCUGGGGUUGUGCCGGAUGAGAUCUCGUACCUCUGCGUGUUGAGCGCUUGCGUCCACCGUGGUCUGGUGGAUGAGGCUUGGAUAUUCUUCCGCUUGCUCGAAGCGCAAGGGCUCAGACCGCACGUUGAGCACUAUGCUUGCCUGGUUGAUGUGCUUGGUCGAGCAGGGCGCUUGGAGGAAGCAUAUGGUGUCGUUAGAAGCAUGCCAAUGAAGCCCAGUGUUUCUGUGCUCGGUGCUCUCCUGAACGCAUGUCAUUUACAUGGAUGGGUAGAACUUGGUGAGGUAAUCGGCAGGCAGCUUGUCCAAUUGCAGCCAGACCAUGAUGGCAGGUACAUUGGCUUGUCCAAUAUCUACUCUGUUGCCAGGCGGUGGCAAGAGGCGAAGAAAGCAAGAAAGGUGAUGGAGGAGAGGGGUGUAAAGAAGGUCCCUGGGUUUAGUGAGAUUGAUGUUGGUGGAGGGAUCUCCAGGUUCAUUGCCCGGGACAAGACUCAUCCGGGCUCAGCACAGAUUUAUGACCUGCUGGAUCUAAUAGCAAUGGAGAUGAAAAUGAAGGCUGAUGAUACCAUUCCAGAUUACCCCUGUGCAACACUGCUAGAAUGAUGGUUGCACCUGUGGAUCUCUGAACAACCAAUUUCCAUGAAGUAGUUUGGUUAUUUCAGAGUGAAUCUGGGCAUAGUAUUUGUCACUCAAUUCUGUCCACUGAAGCACUAUGCCACUAUCCAAAUUCCAAAGCAUCACUUAGGCUAAGUGGAAUCUAAGCCAGCUAGUACAACCUAGUGGGCGAGCAGAUCUAUCAGGGGACAGAUAUGUGCAGAUUAGAAACAACAUUUGUUCCACAUUCUCUACUGAAAAAGAAACAUAAAAGGAUGGGAUCCAGAAGUAAUCUUGACUCUUGAGAUCCUCCUAGCUGCUCUGAGAAUUCAGUAAAACAAAGCAGAAAUUAAUGACAAUCUUGAUUACUUCAUCGACAUGGACAUUGCUCGAAUAGCAGGCAGACAGUAUUUACAUCUGGAUAAGCUUUUUUCAGGAAUUGCUUCACCUGUAGCUACUGCUUGUAUGACAGAUUUGGCAAUAAGGUGAAAACCAUAUCACAGUGUUCCAUCAGUCAGAAGGAUGUGCUAAAACUGUGUCCGGAGCAUGCAAUGUGCCAGGAACCAAGGAGCAUGUUCCGGCAAUUUAUAUGGGAGUUCAUAAGCAGUUUCCGCCCUACAUCGCGUCGGUACUACUGUACCAGAGGGGCGCGAGGAAGCUGUACUUCAAAUCAAUGUGCCAGCAUUUUGCAGUAAGAAGCUAAGAACAGUGCGUCAUCAAUUCUGUACAUUUGCAAAGAAGAUUGUUUGUUGCAUACCGCUGUGGACACAUGGCUUCCUUCUUGAGGUCCUAAUCUUGCCAAGCCGAAGUCUGACAGUUUUGCAUUCCAGUUCUCGUCGAGAAGAAUGUUUGAUGGUUUCAGAUCUCGAAAUAUUAUCUAACAAAAAAAGAAUUGUUAUGAUCCAAAGUUAUGUAAGACUAGUCCAUAAACAAGUUCAACCACAAUGCAAUGCUUCUUCUCAUU